Paramecium pentaurelia is the source of this 1443-nucleotide messenger RNA. Lineage: Eukaryota; Ciliophora; Oligohymenophorea; Peniculida; Parameciidae. The record is from the annotation of a GenBank genome assembly.
AUGCUAGAAUUCUAAAUUAAGGCAUAAAUUCACCAUUAGUGUAAUUCAGAUUCUACUUUUGAUUCGAUAUCAAAAUUCUUUAAGGUUACUGGUGCAUUAAGAGAUGGUCGUAAAAUCGCUCUAUCUGAUUUUAUUCAAUAUGAUAAAGAAUUUUAAUUCAUUACUUAUAAUUUACAGAGAGAUUUACAUAUGUCUUUAUAAGAGCUUUAUGAAUAUUCAGAUUAAAAAGAAUUUAAGUACUAUAUAAAUUAGAGUUAAGAAAUACUAAAAUUACAAAAUAAAAAAUUUUAAGAUAAUGAUUUACAUAAUACUUUGUCUAUAAAGAAUUUAGAUUCCUCAAAAAUUUGGUUUGAAUUUAACAAAAAGAGUGUUAUAGAUGUAUAUAUACUAAAUUUUGUGCCUUUUGCAAAUGAUGGCAAGACUAUAGAAGAUAUAUUAAAUUACUUUGAUUAUUUAUUAUAAAUAAAACUUGAGGGAAAGAAAAAAACAAAAGCAAAUAAAAAUGAUGUUUAAAAAAUGAACCAAGAUUAUGAAUCUAUUAAAUAACAACCAUAUUCAAUUAGGACUCUAGAGAUGAAUUACUUAAAUAAAGCAGUAAACUCAUUAUAUUUAGGCAUUUCAGAUUUAAAUAGAAAAAUAGAGUUUAAAGACUAUUUUUAAUUUAUUGUGUAAAAUUCUAAAAAAUAAAUUACUAAGAUAAUUGAAUAACUAAAACCAAUAUAAAAAUAAAAUGAUCCAGUAAAGCUUUUAAAUUAAUUACAAGAAAUUAUUAAUAAUAAAAAUGGAUCUGAGGAAAAAUUAGAAUUUAUUAUUACAAAAUUAAUUUAGAAGUAUAAUCUAUUUGAUGAAUUCUUCCUCAAAAAUUAUGAUGAUAAUAAUUAAAUUAUAAAAAUUAUUAAACAUUAUCUAAGAGAGUAAAUAUAUAACUGUAUUUAAGAAGAAAAUUAAUAAAUCAUUCCAUAUGAUAAAAUUAUGAUUUAUUUAGUAAUUUUAAAUUAAAAAAAAUCACUAGCAGACUUGGAAAAUUAAAUUAAAUUAAUGUUUUCAUAUACUAAUGAAAGAUUAGCUAUAUUUAAGCAUGAAUGGUCUGGUAAAAUAAUAUCAGAUUAAGAAAUACUAAAUUAAUUUCUUAUUAUACAAACAAAAAUCCUUUAGAGUAAAAAGUGUAAGAUAAUUAAUAAGAAUUUGUUUCAUUAAACUAUAAUUUAAUUAUAAACUUACAAAGAGAGAGUGUAAUCUCUUAAGAGUGGACUUGAUACUUUAAAAUAGCAUUUCUAAGUUGAUAAUGGCACACUAGCUAAAGACUAUUUUAAGUAAUAUUAAUCUUAUAUGAUGAAAAAUUAAAAUAAUUUAGUAAAUGAAGAUAAUAUCAUAAGUACAUUAUUUUUAGACUUGGUAAACCAAUAAUUAAAUACAAUAAUAAAUACUUAGAACAAUUUUUGA